GACUUCGAGCGUCUCAAUUCACUUCCACUCCUCUCCCUCUUCAAUGGCGAUCGAGUCUUCCAGCGAGUCUAUGGCGAUUGAGUCUUCCAGCGAUUCUUACUUCAUAACAUAUUUCCAGAAGGUGGAAGCUGAGUUGGCGGAAAUUGGUUUGAAGGAGGAUGCGACUGCGAGGGCGACGGCGACGGCGACGGCGAGGAGCAUCCUUAACAAAGCCAUUGAUCUAUUUCCAGAUAAGCCAGUUUUUUACAUCCGACUGGCUUUUCUGGUGGCCAAGGAAGCGUCACGGCUUCCCGAAGAGGAAGUACAGAGGCAACAUCUACUCCAAGAGGCGUUGACGUCGGCCGAUGAGGCCGUCCGGCUUUCUCCCUACAGUUUGGACGCUGCAACAAUGAAGGUUAUCAUUCUAUCUCAAAUCCUUCGGAAGAACUUUUCUGAGCCAAUUUAUCAUCGGAUCAUCGAUGAAUGCAAUCGCGCACUCGCGAUACGCAUCCCGACAAAUGAUAUCCCGACAAAUGAUUACCCAAUGAAUUUUUCGGAGACUGUUGCACAUCAGAGAAUCGGCAUAAGAGCGUUGCAGGACAUUGCUGAACAUGAAAGGGCUGAACAUGAAAGGGCAGCACGGGAAAGGGCUGAACGGGCUGAACGGGCAAGGGCUAAAAGUAAUAGAAAUUAUAGGCUACAACAAAUAAUUGAGAAAAGAGAAAUGGAAGAGGAGAAGAAAAGGGCAGCAGAAGAGGAGAAGAACAAGGCAGAACUGGAAGAGAGGAUGAGGAUGGAAGAGGAGAAACGGAGGGCUGAAGAGGAGAAGUGGAAGGCUGGAGAGGAGAAGAGGAAGAGGAAGUAUAAGAAGAAGAAGGAGAAGGCAGCAGAGAAGAGGCAGAAGGAGGAAGAGGAGAGGCAGAAGGCGGAAGAGGAGAAACAGAAAGAUUUGAAGGACGCCAGUGGAUGUCCAUCAGAUGCACGCUUUGAUGCAACACAGUAUGCGUUCUUUGGGCAAGAUGCCGUGGAAGAAGUUGAUUUGGGAGGUCUGGAUGAUGAUGGUGAUGAUCCUGUGUUCGGAUCUGUCAAUGAUGACGAUUACUAUUUGUUUGAUAAAGAUGAGGGUGUGGAUUUUGGAUCGUUACCUGAUGUGGAUGAUCUAGCAACUACAUAUGCAAAGUUAAACAGCGUUGUCACGGAGCCAAGAAAUCCUGGAGUUAUUGGCAAUAGAGGUUCCGAAUCUUUUUCAAGAGAAAGUUCAUCUGCCACUGACUGGGCACAAGAUGGUGAACUUGGAAGCUUGCUGGAUCAGCAAAUGCCUUGUAUGGAAGAUGUCCAGGAGCUAGAGAGAUGGUCAUCACAGCCACAAUCUUCCUCUGCUCGUUUCAGUGAAUCCGAGCCAGCUUUCGUAUUCCCUUUUCCUGGUGGCAGAUCCCAGCAAGCUUCACUGCAGCACCCGUAUAUUUCGUCCCUAUCCAAUGUAUCAGGGUUUAGGAUCUUUAGGGUUUAGGGCAUUUAGGGUUUUUAGGGUUAAGGGUUUAGGGUUAGGGUCUUUAGGGUUAAGGGUUUAAGGCCUUUAAGGUUUUGGGGUUUAGGGUUUUGGGGUUUAGAGUUUAGGGACUUUAGGGUUUUGGAGAUUAAAUCAGCGCGGGACAGGUCGGGUAGGAUCAGGAAGGGGACAAAUUGCCAUCCCUGCUUACAAUUGAUUAAUGCAAUAAUUGUACUUUAAUUUUUAUACAAUUGAACAAUAUUUUAU
Tripterygium wilfordii is the source of this 1735-nucleotide messenger RNA. Its product is annotated as apical junction molecule-like. Gene Ontology annotation, molecular function: RNA binding. Bases 44 to 1489 code for a protein of 481 amino acids. Lineage: Eukaryota; Viridiplantae; Streptophyta; Magnoliopsida; Celastrales; Celastraceae. Gene Ontology annotation, biological process: P-body assembly; deadenylation-dependent decapping of nuclear-transcribed mRNA. Gene Ontology annotation, cellular component: P-body. The record is from RefSeq and is a predicted model, not a curated record. The transcript has 5 exons.